This is a messenger RNA of Aquila chrysaetos chrysaetos, 7081 nucleotides long. RefSeq names its product solute carrier family 16 member 10 (gene SLC16A10). The record is from RefSeq and is a predicted model, not a curated record. The transcript is spliced from 6 exons. Bases 226 to 1812 code for a protein of 528 amino acids. NCBI's taxonomy places the organism in Eukaryota, Metazoa, Chordata, Aves, Accipitriformes, Accipitridae. Gene Ontology annotation, molecular function: monocarboxylic acid transmembrane transporter activity. Gene Ontology annotation, biological process: transmembrane transport.
AGGGGCGGCUGUGUGUGUGGGGCGGGAGAGGGCGAGCGGCGGGGCGGCGGCCGCCUCGCUCGUACACACCCCGACCGACCGGCAACAGACCCAGCGCCGCAGGAUGCCCGCAGCUCCCGCGGCGAGGGGCUGAGGCGGGCCGGGGCCGCGAGGAGGAGGAGGGAGGAGGAAGGCGGGAGCGGUGCGCGGGGAGGGUGUCGCGCCGUGCCCGCUCUGCGGCUGAGGAUGGCGCCGGUGAGCGAGCAGCUGGCGCCGCAGGGCGCGGGGGACCCCGCCGCCGCCGCCCCCCUACCCGGCCCGCCGGCGGCGACGGUAGCGGAGCCGCGGCGGGAGAACGGCGGCCAAUGGUGCCCCGGCAGCAGCGACGGCCCCGCCGCGCCGGGCGGCGAGAGCGGGGCCGGGUCCCAGGCGGCGACGGAGGCCCCCGGCAGCGCGGGCUGCCCCGGGAGCGCGGCGGCGGCCGAGCCCCCCGAGGGCGGCUGGGGCUGGGUGGUGAUGCUGGCCGCCAUGUGGUGCAACGGCGCCGUCUUCGGCAUCCAGAACUCGUGCGGGGUCCUCUUCGUCUCCAUGCUCCAGCUCUUCGGCGGCGGCGAGGACAAGCAGCUGGCGUUCAAAACAGCAUGGGUGAGCUCUCUUUCUAUGGGGAUGGUCUUCUUCUGUUCUCCAAUAGUCAGCAUAUUCACAGACCUGUUUGGUUGUCGAAAAGUAGCUGUUAUUGGAGCUGCAGUAGGGUUUGUUGGACUCCUUUCAAGUUCUUUUGUAAGCACCAUUGAACCUCUGUAUUUCACCUACGGAAUCUUAUUUGCCUGUGGCUGCUCAUUUGCGUACCAGCCAUCCUUGGUCAUCCUUGGGCACUAUUUCAAGAAACGUCUUGGACUAGUGAAUGGCAUUGUCACAGCAGGCAGCAGCUUGUUCACCGUGUCACUGCCCUUCCUCCUGAGAGUUUUGAUUGAUUCUGUUGGCCUAUACAACACCUUGCGGGUCCUGUGCAUACUUCUGUUUAUUCUGUUCCUGGCUGGCUUUACGUACAAACCCCUUGUUUCCAAUGCCAAAGACAAGGAGGCAGGCAAGAAGGGAAAGUUCAGAUUUCCUCCUGAAAAAAAAAUUUGCAAUUUCUCUGUGUUCAAAGUUCUUAGUUACCGAAUCUGGGCUUUUGGGAUCCCAGCUGCGCUUUUUGGAUACUUUGUGCCUUAUGUUCACUUGAUGAAGCACGUAAAAGACAGAUUUGGUGACAGCGUGCCAGAAGAAGUGCUUCUGCUGUGUCUGGGCAUUACUUCAGGAGUUGGCAGAUUGAUCUUUGGCAGAGUUGCAGAUUAUAUUCCUGGUGCAAAAAAAGUUUAUUUACAGGUGGUCUCAUUCUUCUUUAUUGGCCUGAUGUCUAUGAUGAUUCCACUGUGCAAUGUCUUUGGAGGUCUCAUUGCUGUCUGUCUCUUCAUGGGCCUGUUUGAUGGGUGCUUCAUUUGCAUUAUGGCUCCUAUUGCCUUUGAGCUUGUUGGGGCUCAGGAUGUCUCCCAGGCCAUAGGAUUUCUAUUAGGAUUCAUGUCAAUACCGAUGACAGUGGGUCCACCCAUUGCAGGUUUGCUGCACGAUCGCCUCGGCACCUAUGACAUAGCAUUCUACCUGGCUGGGGUCCCUCCCCUGAUUGGCGGGGCUGUAUUAUGUUUGAUCCCCUGGGUCCAUGAACGGCAGAAAUUAAAAGAAAGAGCAAAACCUGUUGAUGGAGAAACUACUGAGAAAAUGCUGGAAAACGAAACCACUUUGGCGUUGGACACUACAGAAAAGCCAGUCAAAGAAAUGGAAUCUGGUUUUUGAUGCUUUCUUUUCCUGUACCAGCCUGACGUUCUUCUACUGAAGCUAGAUUUGUACUUUUUGGCUGAAGAUACUAUAAGAUACUAAAGAAGUCUUGAACUAUUGCUCAAAUUGCAAAACUGCUAUAAGAAUCUUUUAUACCGUUGAACUUUUUUUUGAUGAGUCGUUGAGUUUGAUUUCAAACCACAUUUUCAAGGUAUUUGAAGUUUUGUAGCAUUAGUGUGUACGUGUGUAGUGAUUCUGUGUGUGAAGAGAAUAUUUUUCUAACUCAUCAGAACCUGUUUCUGGAAGUGGUAAAAGCUGUUUUUGGUUCACUGACCCAGGAUUCUUCAAUAACUUUUAUGGUCCUUUCAAUGCAGGCUCACCGUGGGUGUUUAUACUCAAAAAUGUAGUAGCUCUUAUGACUGAUUUCUUUUGAAGUUUCUCAUGCUGUUUUACAGUCUUACAAUUCUAUAUCAUGAACAUGAAUAUGCAUCUUUUUGAUUCCUUUAACUCUUGCUGAAAUCAUUUUGCAUUAGAAAGCUAAAUUGUUAAACAUCUGUUUUAUUUUCUCUAAAUACCCCAGCUAGCUCAGUUUGCUUAAACACUCACCUGUUUUUGCAUUCACCUUUUCAUAGUAGCCCAAACAAAGAACAUUAAGGAUGAAAUUUUUGAUGGGCACAGGUUUUGAAUAUGUGCAAACUAAGCUCUGAGUGCAAACACAUUCAGAAGUAAAGCUGCUGAAUGAUAGAUUUUUUUUUUUUAUUUGGUGAAGGCAAUACUGUUAAUGUAUAUGUGUACUUUUUUUUUUCAGCUAAUCCUUGGAAUAGCUGGUAGUUUUGAAAUUGUACUGACAGCAAUACUUUGGAGCAGUGUUGUGAAUUAGACUAAAUUUCAAAUUAUUGUGUUGUACUUGUUAGGUUCUUUUUUUAGUCUUAAAACCAAGACAGCUUUAAAGGAUACAUUCUAAGUGCAAUAAGUUUGUUUUUUUUUUUUUUUUUAACGUGGAAAUAUAUACAAGCUAUUAAAAUGACAUUCAAUGAUUGAAGUUUUUUUGCACUAAGUGAACAUGCAGGUUUAUUAUAGGUCUUUACAGCUGUGUUCAGUUGCCUGUAGGAUAUAGCUCCACAUUUCAUUCAAAUAUAAAGAAAUGUCUUUAUGUCCUAUUUCUUGCUUAACAUACUAAACGUAUGACCCUAUUACUUAUGUAUUCUUAGGUGUUCUGCACUGUUUGUCAAGCAGGUAUUUCUGAAAACCUCUUUCUCUGAAAAAUAUUUGAAAGCAUAAUACUUUGAGAUGAAAACACUGCUUUUCAGUUUAUCAUAAAACACUUCCAAGUACAUUGUUCAUUUGUGGAUAUGGAUCGGCAAUGCAGUGGAAUACUUAAUCAUUCUUUAUUUCAGGUCUACUCAAUAACAAUAAUUUCUGUUUUCUUCUUUAGAAGUGUCAUAGCAAAGAGUAAACUAAAUGUGAUCUGAAGACAAAAUGCACAUUUAAGUGCAUUUUCUUAAUUAGUAACAAUACCUGUUCUUUACAUAAGCCACGGAGGCAUACUGUUUUAAAAUCAUAACUUUUAUUUUCUUUUCUAUUUUUAUUAUUUUUUUCCCAGUUAUAGUAAAUUGCUCAGAAAGCCCAUGUAUGUUUGUGAUAUAAAACAUUAUAUUAGCAAUACUAUUGCAUAGAAUGUUUAUAUCUAUCAACUUAUAAAAGUUCUGUUAAAAUAAUCAUGCAAAGCAUGCUAAUUAUUGGAGACCAAAGCUCAUAAUUUUUUCAUAUUGCAGAAUUUCAAUCCCUGCUUUACGUGAGUGAGUUUUAAAAGAAUUGAAUCUUAAAAUGUUAGAGGUGCAUGGGAGGGACUCGGAGGUGGGAAAAAAACCCCAAACCAAUCUGUAAAACAGGUCCCUUUGGGUUCACUGGGACUUGUGCUUCUGCACCUCAUGAGUACUUCUAAAACUUUGAUUAAAAUAUUCAUAGUAUUGUUAAUUGACUACAAAGUGCUGCCUUCGCUACAAAAAUGAUGUUAACAGCCUAUGCUGUUGUUGUCUGAAGUAUUUCUGUAGAACAUGUUACUCAGUACUAUCAUCUAUUUGGGCAAUGCAAAAGGUGUUAAGUGUGGUAAAAGCCUGUUGUUUCCUAUUGCUUUGUUAUGAAAAAAUAGUAUUCAUCACAGAUCUUACAUUUCAUGUGUUGUAGUGUUGAGUUUUUAACCAAAAACAAGGCUGCUUUUUAGCACUGAUGCAAUUUGAAAUCAUUGUGACCAGGUAUCUUGAUGUAUUUGUGGCAUCUUCCUGAUUUGCUGCUCUGUUUCUAUAUAAAUUAUCUGGGAGAGAAUAUAAAGUAAUUGUUGUUAAGUUUUAGAAAUAAUACAGAAAUAGUAUGGAUUAAUUAUUGCCAUACCCUUUAAAAACAUACCUGUACAUAAAAAUCCAAACUCUCAUAUUUGAGUAACUAAAAAUGUAAAUUAUGCUCACAAAUAUGAAAGACACAUUAAAAAAAACAAAAACAAAAAACCAAAAAAAACCCCAAAAACCAAAACACACAAAAAAACCCCCAACCCCAAAACAAAACAAAAACCAAACGCAGAGACUUUAGAAAGAGGGUAUGAUGAGUGAAUAAUUGUUCAGGAGUGAUUACUAUGUUAAAACCAGCUAGUGACUGGGAUGUCAGACAAGAGGGAAACAGAGUUUAGGGGUAAGGAAGCUAUGUUGGUGUGAUGAUGUUGGAAUAAGGAACCUAUUUCUGAAGCCUGUGCUUGUUUAACAACAAUGCUAAAAUUGGAAAGGCUUCAGAAAAAAAUGACUUUUCAGGAAAGGUAAAAAAAAGUAAAUUAAUGCAUGAGAAUUCUGUUAGCAUCUUUACCGUUAGCUUGUAUGUAUGGGGAAAAUGUCCAAUAGAAAAUGUUCUUUAUUGGACAUAAGCAUAAGAAGAUUGUGUUCUAAAGCUAGGUAAGAUGUAGGUUAAAUGAAAGUGAAGUUCAGAUUGUUAGCGGUGAGGCUAACCAUUGAGAAACUUACUUAGAGAUAUAGUGGAUUCUGUAUGCCCUGAGGUUUUAAAAAUAAGCUUAGCUGUCUCCCUUUAAAAAAAACUAAGCAAAACCCAGCCGAACCCCAAACACAAAAAACCCAACACAAAUAGCAACUAUUUAGUACAUUUAUGAAAAAAUGAUUGAAUAAUGUAGAAACAGUUGCUAUCCUGAAAACUAGGAGAGAAAAGCACUGAAUAGUCAAUUUUUAUUUUGACUGAGUAAAUGUAAAUACAUUUUUGUAACAAUUUAAUUUUUGUUACGAAAACCUGUUCAUGGGAAACCUGCUGAACUCAUAUUUUGAUGACCUAAUUCAUGCCAGAUUUAAUCUUGUUGGGGAUAGAUUCUAAAAUUAAAAUACUAGCUUAGUUCAAGAAAACCCUUAAAUCAUUCAGAUUUAUUCUUCUCUUCAGAACAGUUCAUAGAGUACUUUUCAUAGACAUUGUUCUCCCAUCCUAUAAACAGAGUCAUCGUCUUUUUUCUGUUAAAUGUUCUCAGGGUGAGCUUCAGAAGAAAUUGGGUAGAAAGAAGUUCACUUAAAAUGGCAGUGUGAAAUUUCCAGUCCUACUUGAUGCUGUAAUUGAAUACACCAGAUCUUGAAAACCAAGACUAAUUUUGAGCAAGGGGCUGGUUUUGUGUGUGGCUGACACUUACCUCUUUUCAGUAGGUAUGAGAUCCUUGUAAAUCUUAAUAUAGCUGUUCAGCAAAGAGUCUUAAAUAAUGAAAACCCUUCAGGUUCUUAUUUACAUCUAAGCUAUGCAACAAUAUACAAUGUAUAAUUAAUAAAGUAUUGUUGGAUUUAUUCUGGCUACAUGUUAGAAGACCUGUACAAGUCUCAAACCAAGACUUCAAGUUAACAUACUCUUUGUUAGAAUUUCUUUCAUCCAGAUCUUUGUCUGUUCAGCAUUAAUGUUUAAUUUUUUUUCCUAAGUUUUUAUUUUCAGUGACCAUUUAUGGACCUUCCUAAAUUGUUCACUGAGCUCAAAGAUGACAUAGCCAUUCUGUGGCCAUCCUUCAGGGUAUAUUCAGGAUCAGAUGAGGUAGACAACUGACAUUUUUCUCCUUUGGCUCUUCAUGCGCAGUGUGGGCAUAUACAUUCCCCACUUCCCUUUGGAGACGCUGGAUUGUCAAAGCUGGUGCACACUAUAUUGGAUAUGUAUAGUACUGUUCAGCCUUCCAUUCUCAAACUUCUUCCCUGCAUUGAACCUUUGAAUAGCCAUAGCCUGACAGACUAGGCGAGAUUUUGUGAAGUGGGAGAUGUGAGGCUGGAUCAGUUCACAGGAGUGCUGAAGGCAGUUCUCACACAUACUAGAUGAAUGCUUUGAUCGUGUGCUUAUGAUGUAAAAAAUGAACACUACCAUUCCAAAACAAAAAUGCCCAGCUCAGUUCUUUGCGUCAAGUAGUACAUGCCAAAGGGACAGAAGAUGCUUCCUUGGAGCCCCAGAGGAAGUACCUACGGAUGGGAAUCAAUACUACCAUCCUUAGAAUCAUCCUUAGGGGUGAGCUGGAGCAGCUGGGUUCUCGUGGUGCUGACGUGGGGCAGCGCCCUGCUUCGCUGCUUGCUGCAUGGGAGCCCACGUAGAGGGGCUCAGCCGUCCUCUCUGAGCUGGGAGCAGAGGUGCUGCCUUGCCUGGGGCCCGGGUUCCCCUCUGGGGAGCUGGAAGUGUUACGGAAGCUGACUUCCAGGCAUCUUCACUCUCCUGUUGGAACUGACCCUCUGAUAUGAAGAGCAUGUGUACGUAUGUAUAUAUAAAUACAAUGCAUUUUGACCAGGGCAUACACAAACAUUCUGCAUUUAACUACAGGAGCUGUAGCACUGGAAUGUGGGAGACAGCUGAGGAAAAAGUAAUUGUUUUCAUUUGUGUGUUUCACUGUUGACAAGCACAGCACCGUUACCCUUCCAGACAGCCAGUGAGUUUCUAGUCGUGUAAACUUUUGUCAUAUUUCUGGUAUGCCUUUUAGUCUUACAUAUGUAUAUUGUGUCAACAUUUUUAAUGUUUCAGAACUGCAUAUGCUAAGAUUAGAGUGAUUUUAUACUAAAAUGUGUGCUAAUAUUGAUAACACUGACAUGUUUAAGUAUCUUUAUAGACAUCAUCUUUUGUAUGUUGUUUUUGAUAUUAAAGGAUAUACCUUUUGCUAGCCUUAACUCCCAUUCUUUAAAGUUCUGCGUUGUUAGAAGGGUAAGAAAUGAAUGUCUAAUGUUUUUCAUGGUGCUGAAGUAACUGUGAUCAGUCUCAAAUUAUUCAGAAUAAAGAUGGUAGUUCUUAAGUG